AUGGUCUUCAAGCCGGAUUUUUCGUUCAACCCUCGUCCAGUAACACCUGGCGCGAUCAUCUCAAGACCCUGUUCGCCAAAGGCCAGUCUUGAUAGGAAACCACAUAAGGUGGAGGAUGGUGAGGUUUCUCCAUCAAGCAAAAAUAUUUCAAUCAUGUCAUCGUCACCAUGGUCUUCAAAGCGAUCUUCAAUGACGUCCAUUGCUUCAUUGAAGAAGCAAAAUUACCAAAAUUUACCUCUAGCAUUUGAAGAUGAACUUAUUCCUUCACCUGCUGCCACUUUGAUUGAGGAGGAUGAUGAGUUUUCGGAGUACAGCGACGAAGAAGUAGAAGUUGUUGGGAGGAUAGAAAAGAUUGAGAAGAUGAGAAUCAAGGAACAGGGUCCCCUUUCAAUCAACACAAAAACUUCCAUAUUCAAAGGAUUCCACCCAUUCCAAUUCCAUAGCAGCAAGAAGAGGGACGAUACUCCACCAAGCCCUGUAGUUCCAGUCGCACGAACACCUAUAACACCUAUACCUCUUACACCAAACGCUCGUGCGACAGCACAUUCUCGAUUCCGGCUUUUCAAAUCAGCUCCCAAGCGCAACAAGAGCGUCAGUCGCCGACCACCACCUCCACCACUCAAUCUUCAGGCCCCGAAGAAGGUAUCGCCUCCAUUUUCCAUCAGAAAGGUUAAUGAGCCUGUUCCUCCCCUAGAACCAGCAAUCGUACUGGACACUUCGAUGCUCGCCCCGGAAGAGUACGACUUUUCACUAUCUCCAGAAGCUGGCGUACAAUUGCUUUCUCAAACCCUUGAAGAGGAUUGUGACGAUGAAUUUCAAGAGAAAGAGGAAAUCUACAGAAGUUACAGUUAUCAGAACGAAGAACCCACUCACCGAGAAAUCCCACAGUUGGAAGAAGUCACCCCCAUAUAUUUGGCAAGCCCUUGGUUUGAUGCAUCCAGAGGAGUAUCACCGAUGCCAAAAGCCAUAGAAGUAGACACCACAGCCAUCAAAUUCCCUAAAACAUACCUCCCAAUACCACAAAACAUCUUCGAGAGUAUUCCAAGCUCUCCCAUCUUCUCACCCUUGGCACCAAAGGAUAACAUCACCAUAUCAGUACCUGAAUAUAAAGAGAUAUUGGAGUCAUCAGAUCUAACUACUCAGCUCCCGUCACCCCGUUCAACAACAUCAUCGUUUCUAUAUGAUGAAGACGAUGCGUCAUCUGAUAUCGAGGACUCGCCGGCGCUUGUCUACACGAAAAGGCCUUCGGUUCCUAAUUCGCGGAAAUCUUCCAUUGCAACAUUUUUCUGCCGCGGCGGACAAAACGCGAUGCAAGCCCGCAACGACUCUAUCGGAUUUGGGGGGCUCACCGGCGAUCAAGUCAAGAUCAUCGAUGAUGCCGAGUCGAUCUAUUACCCAGGUAUCAGCUCUUUGAAGAUAAAGACAUCCUGGCUCUACAACAGCCCAACUGGAAAUUACUCCUCAGACGAGGAUGAUAGUGACAGCGACUAUGGUGUCGAGGAGGAGGCCUACCCAAGGAGGUCGCUACCAAUCACUCCAAUGCACAGAAAACCAAGCAUGACAAGCUCGCUCACAUCCACCCCGGAACUGAUGUUGUCUUCAGCAUCAUCGGUUUCUUCAUAUGGUCAGAUACUUUCGACUCCACCGAGGAGAAUGGAUCGGAGGAGGACAGCAAGCUCAGAUUGUAUGAUGCUCGAGGCACUGGAGGAGAUGGAGGCAGCAGGGUUGAAACAUCAGUCGGAGGAGAAUUCAAAAGGACUUGGGCUUUUUGAGGAUUUUGAUAUCAGUUCCGAAUGGGCUGACACUUUAUGGGAGAUGGAUGUGGAAGAACAGGUGGCUGGUUGGAGUUUGGCAACACCACAAGUGCCGCUUAUUGGAAUUGCACGGUGA
This is a messenger RNA of Morchella sextelata, 1890 nucleotides long. RefSeq lists its product as uncharacterized. Bases 1 to 1890 code for a protein of 629 amino acids. The transcript has a single exon. NCBI's taxonomy places the organism in Eukaryota, Fungi, Ascomycota, Pezizomycetes, Pezizales, Morchellaceae. The record is from RefSeq and is a predicted model, not a curated record.